GGUUCCACCGUCGCCUGCCUUUUGUCCUCCGAUGCUGUUGGUGGCAGUAAUGCGCUCAGUCGGACUCUUAUACCCUCAUAAAUGAAAGGGAUGAGGAAGGUGGUAAACAGAUCAUGGCGGUGCUGUUCAGUAUAAAGAAGAUGGCUUGUGCGGCUAAUUUUGUAGCAUGAAGUGGGACAGUGUGUUCUUACCCGUUCGGCCAUGAUCACCUUCACUCGGGCGCAGGAGCCGUAUGCCGCGUGGCCCGCGGGCGACACUGUGAAGGAGCCGGCGGACAAGGGGCAUGCACUAACCGGGGAAGAGGCUAAACGUUUUUACCAGAGCCUGAUAGAGGAAGGCGGGGAUGGGGAGACCGGAAGCAGCGGCACGGGAAACGCGCCCGCGAGGAGAGCGAGAAGACGGCGUCCGCAAGCCGCCGCUCCCUCCGAGAGGGAUGGACACCGGCUGCUGAGAUGCGCCCAGGAGGGGGACCUGGCGGGGCUCAGGGAGCUGCUAGGAAAGAAGGGCUGCAAUGUCAACUUCUGCGAUGCCUAUUACUGGACCGCCAUCAUGUGCGCCAGCUAUGCUGGGCGCCUAGACGCAGUGAGGUACCUCCUCCAUAAGGGGGCGGCCUGGGUGGGCGUGGUGGACAUCCAGGGCCGGGAUGCCCGGGAUCUGGCCGAUCAGGCUGGGCACACAGAGGUGGUGUGGGAGCUGGACACGUUUCGGGCCCAGGAAGACAGGCAGAGGACAGACAGUGCCCCGCCCCCAGAGCCCCGCUGGUGCUCAGACUGUGGUACCCAGUACAGCGAGAGCGAGGACCGGCAUUGCAGCUCCACCCUGCACCAGUUCAGCCUGCGCCGGCCACCCCCCACGCCCCACUACUGUCUGCCUCCCACCAACGCCGGCUUUCGCAUGAUGCUCCGGGAGGGAUGGGAGCCGGGGGCCGGACUGGGGCCCGGGGGGACAGGCCCCAAGCGGCCCAUCCGCACCGUGCUGAAGAGGGACCAGGCAGGCCUGGGGUAUGGCCCGAGCCCUCGGGCCAGGGUGACACAUUUCGAGGCUGGGGACACGCGGGCUGUGCAGCAGGCCCCUGGCAGGGGGCGCACUGAGCGAGGGACCACACUGAGCCGCAGGGCCGAGAGGAAGAAAAAGGAGAAAGACAAGAACUGGGAGAGAGACUUCAGAACUUACUGUAACCUUUGACCUCUGUCUUUUGCUAAUGCAAGACCGUGUCUCAGUAGUACUGGUGUGUUUUUAUUUACCUUAUGUAAGGUGCUCUACUAGAGGUGUGGGCCAUGUUUAACCCAUACUGCAUUUGUACUUUAGAGCGUUUGUACUUUAGAGCAGAAGUUCAGAUUUCUCAAUGUGACUUUCUGAAGUGGUUGCAUGCCCUGAUUUUUUCUUGACUGCGCAAAGAAUUUAUCAUGGCAGAUAUUUUUGUCUGUUUUUAUAUUGCAUUUGAACAUACAGCAGUCUGGUUUAUGGCAAUGUUUGCAGAAACACCUAACGGCAUAAACACAGAGAGGAUCAUGUGUAUUAGUCCAAGUACUCCAGUGGUGUAAUUAAGCACUUGCACAGAAUGGAAAUUUCAGGGGCUCAUUCUGAGUAAAACUAACACUGGUUACCAAUAUUGAUGCUAAUUAAUAACAUGAAGUUGCUAAUUUGUACUGACCAAUUUUAAAAUCACUUCCGCACCAGAGAACACAUACAGUGUUUCUGUCAUUUACAGAGAGACAUAUCACGUUUCACUCCAAAUGCGCUUUAUUUGCAUUGCUUUACAGCUAAAGUACAGAUAAAUUGUUAAAAAUAUGAGGUAUGUUUGUUAUCAUGCAAUUACAAAUUUCUGGGGAAAAAAUAAGUAUUUCAGGUCCAGGGACAAUCCAUAGUGUUUAAACCACAAUUUCAUAUCUCUCAAACGCCUGGCAGAUUUAAUCUUUUUUGACUUGUCAGUGCAUUAAUCUAAUGAUGCAAAAUUCAUUUUACAAAAAAAAAAAAUCACUUCUCUGAAGCAUGAUGCUGUUUCUUUUCUAUGAAGCUUUUUUGUAUUUGAUUCCUUAUGAUUAACAAGGUAGAAGUGGAACUAUAA
Molecule: messenger RNA, 2068 nt
Organism: Paramormyrops kingsleyae
Lineage: Eukaryota; Metazoa; Chordata; Actinopteri; Osteoglossiformes; Mormyridae
Gene: gpank1
Product: G patch domain and ankyrin repeats 1
Molecular function (GO): nucleic acid binding; protein binding
Source: RefSeq, a predicted model, not a curated record